Messenger RNA from Gossypium arboreum, 1397 nucleotides. RefSeq names its product putative tRNA (cytidine(32)/guanosine(34)-2'-O)-methyltransferase. The coding region runs from base 339 to 1289 and encodes 316 amino acids. Gene Ontology annotation, molecular function: tRNA methyltransferase activity. Gene Ontology annotation, cellular component: cytoplasm. Gene Ontology annotation, biological process: tRNA methylation; cytoplasmic translation. NCBI's taxonomy places the organism in Eukaryota, Viridiplantae, Streptophyta, Magnoliopsida, Malvales, Malvaceae. The transcript has 11 exons. The record is from RefSeq and is a predicted model, not a curated record.
ACUAAAAAAGAAUGGGAAGGCACUCCAAGAAAGGAAAAAAGUCUAUUCGAUCAAACUUAGUGGGUUUUUAUUAUUAUAGCUUAAUAGGCAAAUAGCCCAUGGUUGUUGAACCGGUUUCCAUUCCCAACCUUUUCUUGUUUCACGGCCCAAUUAUCUUUUUCUGGGUACGUAGUUUUGCCCAGUCUUUUCCUUCUUGAUUGUCCGAUCACCCUCUUUUUACUGUAAAACCCUCGACCUCGACCUCGACCUCGACGGCUGGGUUUUUGAAGUUAGAACUAAGAAAUUUCCCUCUUCCUCCGUGUAUUUAGAAAAAGAAACGGUAUCAUAUUUUGAAACUAAUGGGUAAAGCUUCCAGGGAUAAGAGGGAUAUUUACUAUCGGAAAGCAAAAGAAGAAGGUUGGCGUGCUCGGAGUGCCUUUAAGCUUCUCCAGAUUGACGAAGAAUUCAAUAUUUUUGAAGGAGUUAAGCGCGUGGUAGAUUUAUGUGCUGCCCCUGGUAGCUGGAGUCAGGUUUUGAGCCGCAAAUUGUAUCUUCCUUCGAAGCAAUCACCUGUUUCAAAGGAUGGUGAGCUUCCGCUAAUUGUAGCCAUUGAUUUGCAGCCAAUGGCUCCAAUUGAAGGCGUAAUCCAAGUGCAGGGCGAUAUAACUAAUGCCCGGACAGCUGAAGUGGUAAUUAGACAUUUUGAUGGCUGUAAGGCUGACCUUGUUGUGUGUGAUGGUGCUCCUGAUGUAACUGGUCUUCAUGACAUGGAUGAAUUUGUUCAGUCCCAACUCAUUCUUGCUGGUUUAACAAUUGUUACUCAUAUACUUAGACCAGGUGGAAAAUUCAUUGCAAAAAUAUUUCGUGGAAAAGAUACAAGUCUUCUGUAUUGCCAGCUGAAAUUAUUUUUCCCUGUAGUUACUUUUGCAAAACCAAAAAGCAGCAGAAACUCCAGCAUAGAGGCAUUUGCAGUUUGUGAGAAUUAUUCACCGCCUGGAGGAUUCAAUCCAAAAGACUUGCAUCGUCUCCUGGAAAUGGUUGGCAGUCCCUCGGGUGGAGAUGAUCUAGAUUGCAGUAGUGGAUGGUUAGAAGGACCAAAUAAGGUUUAUAUUCCAUUUUUAGCUUGCGGGGACCUAAGCGGGUAUGAUUCUGACCGUUCAUAUCCACUGCCGAAAGUUGUUGAUGGAACUUACCAGAGUUUGGAUCCUGUCCAGCCUCCCAUUGCCCCCCCUUAUAAGAGAGCUCUUGAGAUGAAGAAAGCUUCCAGUCAUGGUAUCCGAGACCUUGAAAAGCUUUCUUUGGAUGCUUGAAUUAAAAAAAGAAGGGUAAACCCUUUGUGAGAUGGGAGUUUUUAAUGUAGAAACAAUGAUUACUGUUGUUGUUUUAUAUACAAUUUACAUUCUUUCUAUGAAAAGAAA